Molecule: messenger RNA, 657 nt
Organism: Caenorhabditis angaria
Lineage: Eukaryota; Metazoa; Nematoda; Chromadorea; Rhabditida; Rhabditidae
Source: the annotation of a GenBank genome assembly
AUGUUCAAAAUCAUUUUCUCCGCAGUUUUGGUGGUUUUGGCGGUGAGCCAAAACACCGGAAGUGAUGUUCCACCAUUUUUGCGUCGCGCCUCUCAAGCCCAACUUCAGGCUUUCCAGGCGCUUAUCCAAAAUCACGGACAUUUGACUGAGGCCGGUUUGGAGGCCAAAGUUCAACAAUGGGCAAAGGCUCAAGGUGGAAAUGUUGCUGUAAGUUGGGGCUAACUAAAUCAUAUUUCAUUUGAAAGUCCGUGAAAUUCUCUACAAAAUGAUUCUUGAGAGAAAAUGCGCUCCAAUGCAAAUAGUGCAAUAGAGCGCACUUGGUUUCUUCGGGUUUUCUCAUCGAUGUUUUGAGUUAGGCUAACUAAAUGGGGUUUCAUUAGAAAGCCCGUGAAAUUCCCCAUUUUUCAGUACGACUUCGCCGAGUUCGAAAAAUUCGUCACCGGCGCCAAACACCAAGCCAACGCUGCUCACGACGCAGCUUUGGCCAAAUUCACGCCAGCCGCACGUAAAGCUGACGCAGAUUUGUCAGCAAUUGCGGCGCAAACCAAUUUGCCAGUUCGUGAGAAGGGAAUGAAGAUUCAAGCUUAUCUCAACAGUUUGGCACCAAGUGUUUUGAAGGAAUUGCAAGCGGCACAUGAGGCUGGACAAGGAAGAUAA